AUGUCGGAUUUUGCCACAGGCUACGACAAUCAAUCCAGUGGCAACACUGAUGAAUUUCAAGGUACAGUCGCAUGCGAAAAAGACAUUACCAUCUCGAGAUCGACUGUACAUUCACCCACAGAUGCAAUGAUCGAAAAUUUCACUGGAAAUGACGAAAUUCCAGUUGAGAUCACUGAACAACCCAGACAUGAUGCAUCACUCUCACCAUCGGUCGAACCAGCCUCUUUCAAUUGCGGCUAUGAUGAUGACUCUGACAUAUCUAUGUCAGAGCCACUCCCUGCAACUCUCAUCAUGACUGUCAAAAUCCCAGCACAAAAAGUUGCUGAUCCAUCCAAGCCAAUGCGAUUGCCCUUUGUCCAUUAUAAUGCGGCCGGAUACCUCCAACAUGAUUUCUCUCCCAGAUCGUCACUAGGACCUUCACCUUCUGACCAGGAUGAUCUACCUGUUAAUAAUUAUCUGGCAGAAAUAAGUGAAGCAGACAAGGUGUUUUUGGGAUAUGGCCACAUGUUACCAGAAUCAACAUUUAAAACAUUACUUGGUCCGAUGGACCCACGGCCGAAUUCUGCCGAAAUUAACCCCAGCUGUGAUGACGACGAAGUGCAAUCGCAAGAUUCAUCCGACAAUGGCACGUUCAAGCUUUCGAACUUCGGGCCAACGGCGACACACUGCAUAUCACCUUAUUCACAGGCACGCCAUUCUUACAAUGUAGUAGCUGACGAUUCCUUGCUGGUUAAUCUUUGCCUUGGGUAUGAGGAUGAUGACCUCAUGACCACACCUCCAAACCUUUCAGCCCACCCAGCAAGUGUUGAGCCAUCGCCAAACAUUACAUUACCGCCUAAUCAUUGUUUUCAUUACGAUGCCAAGGUCCCGUCUAGCACACCAUCAGAUCAUCCAAUGCAUCCAAUAGCGAUGGGGUCAUCACCUGAUGUUACAUCGCUGGCUGACCUGAACUUUCAGUACGAGGACGAGAUCCUCCCAACCAUGCCAUCGGAUCGUCCUCUCUGUCCAACGGUUAUGGAACCAUCCCUUGAUGUUGUUUUGCCGGCUGAUCUUUGCUUUGGAUACGAAGACGAGGCCAUCCGCACCACGCCUUCACAACAUUCAGCUAAUGAAGCUGUUCAACAAUUACCUGAAACUGCGCUUCCGGCUAAUCUUCACUUUGGAUACGAGGACGAGGCCCUCCCCCCCACACCUUCAAGUCAUUCAGCGCGGCCAGAUGAUAGCGAGUCAUCUCCUGAUGCUGUGCUGCCAUCUAAUCUGUUCUUUGGGUACGAGCAUGAGGCCCUCCCCACCACACCCUCAGAUCGUUCAGUAUGGCUGGCCGAUAGCGAGCCAUUUUCUGAUGCCAUGCUGCCAUCUAAUCUGUUCUUUGGGUACGAGGACGAGGCCCUUCCCACAACACCUCUGGGUCGCUCAGUGCGGCCAGAUGAUAGCGAGUCAUCUCCUGAUCCCAUGCUGCCAUCCGAUCUCUUUCUUGGGUAUGAGGACCAGGACCUCCCCACCACAUCUUCGGGUUGUUCAGUGCGGCCAGCCGAUAGCGAGCCAUCAUCUGAUGCCGUGCUGCCAUCUGAUCUGUUCUGUGGGUACAAGGAUAAUGUACUUGCCACCGCACCUUCAGAUCGUUUGAUCCGGCCUACAGUUGUGGAUUUGUCGCCCAGCAUCACAUUACCGGCCGAUUUUUGCUUAGGUUAUGACAAUAGGCCUGAUCCAACAACACCAGCGGUACUUGCCAGUCAUGUUGAGAACUUGGCUGGCCAUGCGACCCAACACACAUACUUGCAAUCGCCAAGAACAGCAGACGGAGUCCCAAACCAUGAUCCUUUGUUCGCUGAUGCUACGGAGGGCAUCACGCAUGUCAUAGAACACUUGGAGGUCAUCGGUGACCAUCAAAUUAAUCGAUUUGCCACAGAUUUGGCGUCUUCAGGAAUUGGCAAUUCCCACAAACCAACAGCUGAAGAGAUAAUAAAUGCGAGACAAAUUGCAAUGACGUUGUAUGCUGAUUGA
Messenger RNA from Suillus fuscotomentosus, 2004 nucleotides. RefSeq lists its product as uncharacterized. Bases 1 to 2004 code for a protein of 667 amino acids. The record is from RefSeq and is a predicted model, not a curated record. The transcript is spliced from 10 exons. NCBI's taxonomy places the organism in Eukaryota, Fungi, Basidiomycota, Agaricomycetes, Boletales, Suillaceae.